Molecule: messenger RNA, 366 nt
Organism: Perkinsus marinus ATCC 50983
Lineage: Eukaryota; Perkinsozoa; Perkinsida; Perkinsidae
Product: spliceosome associated protein, putative
Exons: 4
Coding region: 1-366 (121 amino acids)
Biological process (GO): mRNA cis splicing, via spliceosome; regulation of alternative mRNA splicing, via spliceosome
Cellular component (GO): U2-type prespliceosome; catalytic step 2 spliceosome; U2 snRNP
Molecular function (GO): RNA binding
Source: RefSeq, a predicted model, not a curated record
AUGGUCCAGCAGGCUAAGCAGGCCAAGUUCGCAUUCUUGACGCGUGGGAACCCUCAUCGGAGGUACUACGAACACCGAGUGGCGGAGCUGAGAGGGGGUGUGCAAGGCGAAUCAGGCCCGGUCAUGCCCAAGGAGCUGGUGGACUACAAGAAGCAGGAGGAGAAGCGUCGGAAGCGGGAGGAGCGGAAGACGUUGAUGGACGGCCUUGCGAAGGAGGUUAAGCCGCCACCACCGGACGUCUACACGGUGGACCAUCCAUUCGUCGCCCCUAUUGAUAUGGACAUUAUCAAGAUUACAGCACAGUUCACGGCUAGGAACGGCAAUAGGUUCCUUCAGGGGAAAAGUGCAUUCGAUCCCGGUGCCUAG